GAGGAUGUGGGUAAAGCCAAGGCGUCAUUGUUCGAUAACUCCGACGAGGGCUCCGGUAUGGACGAAGACGAAUUCGACGAAGACGAGAUGAUGGCCUCUGACGACGACGAGGAUGCUUUCGACUCAGAGAUGGAGGACGAUGAUUCUCAGGGCGGCGGUGCGAUGUUUUCCGAUGACGAGGGCGAUCUCGAACAAUUGCGCUUGGCCAACUUGGAAGCAAUGUCAGCUCGUUUGGAUGCGAAAGCAGCGAAGGAGAAAGAGGAUGCUGAAGCGGAACUUCUACAAACCAACAUCGUCCCACCUCGUCCCGAAGGCAUUCUCCCGACCGAAGAAGAGCUCACUCCCGAUCUCGCAAUCAUCCAAACCCGAAUCCGCGAAAUCGCCCGCGUCCUCAACGACUUCAAAUCACUCGGCGAAGAAGGCCGGUCGAGGUCAGAAUACACCGAACAAAUCAUCCAGGAUAUCGCGACGUAUUAUGGCUACAACACCUACCUCGCCGAAAAACUUUUCAACAUCUUCUCCAUCAACGAAGCCAUCGAAUUCUUCGAGGCGAAUGAAGUUCCCCGGCCCGUGACGAUCCGUACAAACACCCUGAAAACCCGAAGACGUGACCUCGCGCAGGCCCUUCUGAACAGGGGUGUCAAUUUGGAGCCGAUCGGGAAAUGGACUAAAGUCGGACUCCAGAUUUUCGAGAGUCCGGUCCCGAUCGGGGCUACGCCUGAAUAUUUGGCUGGACACUAUAUGUUGCAGGCGGCUUCGUCGUUCCUCCCUGUCAUGGCACUUGCGCCGCAGGAGCACGAACGCGUUCUCGACAUGUCCGCUGCUCCGGGUGGAAAGACCACGUAUAUCGCCGCACUCCAGAAAAAUACUGGAUGUGUGUUUGCGAAUGACUCAAACAAAGACCGCGCGAAGAGUUUGGUGGCGAAUAUUCAUCGGUUGGGUGUUAGGAAUGCGGUUGUGUGUAGUUAUGAUGGAAGGGAGUUUCCGAAGGUUAUUGGCGGGUUUGAUAGGGUGUUGUUGGAUGCGCCGUGUUCUGGGACUGGUGUCAUCUCCAAAGACGCCUCCGUCAAAACCAACAAAUCGGAGCGGGAUUUCAUGUUGUUGAGUCAUCUCCAAAAACAACUGGUAUUGGCCGCGAUCGACUCGGUGGACCCACAUUCGAAGACGGGUGGGUAUGUUGUUUAUUCCACCUGUUCGGUUACGGUGGAGGAGAAUGAGGCGGUUGUGGAUUAUGCGUUGAGGAAGAGGCCGAACGUCAAACUCGUCCCCACCGGUCUGGAUUUUGGUCGGGAGGGGUUCACCAAAUUCCGUGGAAAGUCGUUUAACCCGAAGGUUGUUCACACGAGACGGUACUACCCUCACGUUCACAACAUGGACGGAUUCUACGUCGCCAAGUUCAAGAUUAUGGGGCCGUAUAAGGCCCCUGCGAAGGAUGAGGGAGGUGAUGAGGAAGAUGAUGUACCUAUGGCGUUUGGUGCGGAUGGGGAGGAGGCCGAUGAGGCCGUGAAGAGGGAUGAUGGGUACAAGUUUGAUGAGGAGGAGGAUCGCGCGUUGAUUGAGGAGAGUAGGAAGAAGUUGUUGAAGAAGAAGGGGGUGAAUGUGAGGGCUGGGGGAGCGAAGAAGGGAAAGGGA
Saitoella complicata NRRL Y-17804 is the source of this 1632-nucleotide messenger RNA. RefSeq names its product NOL1/NOP2/sun family putative RNA met. The record is from RefSeq and is a predicted model, not a curated record. The transcript has a single exon. Gene Ontology annotation, molecular function: rRNA (cytosine-C5-)-methyltransferase activity; RNA binding. Gene Ontology annotation, biological process: rRNA base methylation; maturation of LSU-rRNA. Gene Ontology annotation, cellular component: nucleolus. The annotation marks the transcript as partial. Lineage: Eukaryota; Fungi; Ascomycota; Saitoellomycetes; Saitoellales; Saitoellaceae.